Fulvia fulva is the source of this 1845-nucleotide messenger RNA. RefSeq names its product Putative sterigmatocystin biosynthesis monooxygenase stcW. The record is from RefSeq and is a predicted model, not a curated record. Gene Ontology annotation, molecular function: flavin adenine dinucleotide binding; N,N-dimethylaniline monooxygenase activity; NADP binding. Lineage: Eukaryota; Fungi; Ascomycota; Dothideomycetes; Mycosphaerellales; Mycosphaerellaceae. The transcript is spliced from 6 exons. The coding region runs from base 1 to 1845 and encodes 614 amino acids.
AUGACAGCUCGAAGACAACACCCCCUCACCUGCCGGCAACUACAACCCGUCCAUCUCUAUGGUCCGGCGUGCUGGUCGUUGAACAAGCGAGAGUCCGUUUACCGUUUCUCAAUACAUUUCUUAGCACUGCAACUACAAGCUGCCUCAGAUAUGGCCGGCUUUCACAAUUCGGCGCCUCGGACGCUGGAGGAGAUGAUGAACAAGGACCCAACCCUGAUCGUGAACGGCAAUGCUGACGAUGCCAACGGGCCGACGCCUCAGCCUCUUGAGCGAUAUGGCGAGCCGCUGCACAAGAGCUGGAUACCGUUGUACAAGAAGCCCAUGAGGACACCUACGAGAAAGCUUCGAAUAGCAUGCAUUGGAGCUGGAAUUAGUGCUAUGAAUUUGGCCUACAAGAUCUACCACGAGUGGCAGGAGUCUCUAGGCGACUUUACGGAGCUUGUCUUCUAUGAAGCGAACGAAGAUCUGGGGGGCACUUGGCUUGUCAACACGUAUCCAGGAGUUGCUUGUGAUGUGCCUGCCCACAUCUAUACUUUCCCGUUCGAACCGAAUCCUUCGUGGUCAGCUUUUUACGCAAGUGGGGAAGAGAUUCUGGAGUACUUCAAGAACGCUGUGGCGAAGUGGGAUCUUGCCAGAGACGUCAAGUGUGGCCAUAGAGUUUCCGAGGCUCAGUGGAACGAAGACGAGGGCAAGUGGCAUCUUACAAUGGACACCAAGAACGGACCUGUUGAAGAUGCUUGUGACAUCUUCGUGUCUGCGGUAGGCUUCCUUUCGAAAUGGCGGUGGCCGAGCAUACCUGGGGUGGGCACCUUCAGUGGGACUUUAAUGCACUCUGCUGCUUGGGAUACUGCUUUCGACUCGACGAACAAGAAGAUCGGAGUGAUUGGCAACGGAAGCUCUGCAAUUCAAAUCAUACCGCAAAUCGUCGAAAAAGCAACACACCUAACAAACUUUAUUCGAAAUCCGACAUAUAUUACCGCCGGCCUGGGGUCUGGUAUAAUAGGCGGCCAAACACAGUACGUUCACAGCGAGGAAGAAAAGCGCAAGUUUCGCGAAGAUCCCUCGGCCCUGAAAGAAUACCGCAAGAAGAUUCAAGCAGGCUCCAAUCGUUCCUUCGACAUGUUCGUCAAACACUCCGAAGCACAAGAAGCAGGCCGAAAGAUAACUACCAACCAAAUGAAAGAGAAGCUAGGCAACGACGAGGACCUUGCCGCUAAGCUCACACCAGACUACGAAGUCGGGUGCCGUCGUGCGACUCCAGGCCCCGGAUACCUCGAGGCCUUCCAAAGAGACAACGUCUCACUCGUGACAGACCCAAUAGACCACAUCGAAGUCACAGGAAUCCGCACUACGGACGGUACUCUCCAUGAAGUCGAUGCGAUUGUCUGCGCCACUGGCUUCGACGUCUCUCAGCGUCCUCCUUUCCCCUUGAUCGGCCGAGAUGGCGUUACACUCUCCCAAUACUGGGAGAAAGAACCCAUGUCAUACUUAUCACUCUGCGCCCACUCUUUUCCAAACUUCUUCACGUUUAGCGGCCCCAACGCGCCAGUAGGCCACGGUUCUUUGAUGGCCGGUCUCAGCUGGAGUGCUGAUUACAUCUGCCAAUGGAUCAAGAAGAUUGCAGAUGAAGAUAUCAAAUCCGUAGAUGUAAAGCAGGAGGUACUGGAGGAGUUCAACACGUACAGUGAUGAGAUUAUGCAGACCCUAGCCUGGAGUGGUGGAUGCCAUAGUUGGUACAAGAAUCACCGCAAGGAUGGGAAGGUGACUGCAGUAUGGGCAGGCAGUGUGAUCUCCUACCAUGACAUGAUCGAACACAUACGACCGGAAGAUUUCGAGAUAAAGUAG